Daucus carota subsp. sativus is the source of this 2022-nucleotide messenger RNA. RefSeq lists its product as uncharacterized. Bases 438 to 1781 code for a protein of 447 amino acids. Lineage: Eukaryota; Viridiplantae; Streptophyta; Magnoliopsida; Apiales; Apiaceae. The record is from RefSeq and is a predicted model, not a curated record. The transcript has 7 exons.
GUACCCAUGUCAGACACAUGAAUACUAGCCCGUGACAAUCCUAUUCUUUGGGUGAAGUUUGUGCACUUUGACAAAUAGAAAGACGAUGUAUGAUAAGUUGAUGCCAAGAAGAGAAGAACACAUCAAUUUGGUCUUGAUGUUAUUACUGAACUUCAGAAGCUGAGCAAGAUACAGUGAUACAGAUAUGUUCCUCGAUCAUGCUGCAAAAGUAACAGUUGUGAUAAUUAUCUUGUGAGAAAUCAGUCCCGAUCCUAUAAUGGUGCAAUUAAGUUUGUCCAUCCCAUUUUCAAGGAUUUUCAAUCCAUGCAGUUCAUUCUAAAUAGAAUCAUAUCCCAGUCUUUCGUUCCAGAUACUUUUUGGAUUGUAAAAACUCCUAGUCUGUUCUUUUGAUCAGAAGGAAAUUUUGUUGAUGAGCAGUCUUGCUGCAACAGCUUAUUAUGUGCUGGUUCAAAGUGGUCAGUCGUUGCAUUUCUGGUAAAUCCAGCUUCUUAGUUGUCCCCAGCAAAAUCAAGCUUGCAGUGGAAGCAAAACCCACAGUUGACCAUUUGCCUUUGUCAAAUAUAAUACAAUCAUAUGCAAGCUGCUACAUGCCUGCACAGAAUCAAACACUCUAUUACUUGGAGCAGGGGAUAAGCACAGCGAGGAAGCUCAUGACGGUGGUAAAGGACACAAACACCGAGAGGUGGAGGGCUGUGGCAUACAUUAAGUACAUGUACAUGCUUAUGACUUGGAUGGCUGCUGGGGUUCUUAGGCCUCUGAUGGAUUAUUUACCUUUCUCCCUUGGCCCUCCUGCUACUUCUAGGCCUUAUCUCCUUGAGGGACGUUUUGGCAUAGCACCACUUUCGUCAUCUUUUACUUCUUUUCCUUCAUCAGUACCUUCUUUGGAUAUGGUUCUGUAUGAGGGCUAUGAUGCAGUCCCGGUGCAAGCACUUGGUGGUGCUCUGUCACAGAUACUUUACCUACUAAAUGGGUUGUCAGCGACGUCAAGGAAGUACCAAUUUGCCCUGACCAUGGCUGAUAAAAUUGUUGAUGAGAACCUCAGGGACGGCCACGUGGAGCUCAUGCAGCUCAAUCGAAUGGCUCUCGCUUCAGCUUUCGCACGCACGUCAAACCUCUUAUAUGGCUCGAUCAAGAGCUGUAGCCAAGCUGAAGACAAUAGCUCAUGGACUACACGGCUUGUUGGUACAGUAUUUCCGCUUGGCUUGCGCAUAAUUAAAAGCCUGGGAACCAUUUUUCCUGUCUUGGGUGGUGGCGGCUCAAGCAUGAAGCAAGUGGAAUUGAUUGGCGGUUCAUGUGAAGGUCAGGUGUUGGCAGAGAAGCAUGCUCAAGAGCUACUGUGGCUGACUAAUAAGAUGAGGCUGUGUGGCAUCGUUGAUGAAGCUUUAGUUCAAUGGAGCUUAGCCUCGAAUUUGGCUUCAGUUGCACUCACAGCUAACCCUCGGGUUCAAGGCCUCAUCAUUAAAAUCUCUGCUAUAUUGUUUGCAGAAAUCAUCAGGUGCAACAUAGAUGUAGCAAGAGAAGUGAAGUUCAGGCUGCUAGCAAUAUGGAUACCAAUGUUUUGUUAUGCAGAAAAUGGGGUAUCAUAUCCUAUACUGACAGGUUACGAGAAAGCAGAAACAGAGAAAGUAAUGGACCAGUUGAUCUCUGGUAUGCCUGUAGCUGAUCAGCAUAUCAUCCUCACCAAUUGGCUUCAAGACUUCCUUAUUUCCACAUCGGACUGGCCUAAUCUUCAGUUAUCUUAUGAUCGCUGGUGUCACACUUCUCGCAAACUUGUGGCAUAAUCAUACACUACGCCAUUACCAACAUGUAUCCACUCGUAUUGAUAAUCUUUUCUUAAAAAGGGGAUAUGUUUCGCUUAUCUUUCAUGUAUAAUACGUGUAUGUACCAGUCGUAAUAACAUAAGGAAAUAAACAGCCGAUGAUGCUGUAAUAGCGUUGAUCUUGUGGUUUCGUGCAGAUUUUUUUUUUCUUUGUAAGGUCAGUUUCCUGCAUAUUUAGUUACUGCAACUAUGUGUUUUUCAUA